CGUAAGUGAUACGAGGGAUGCAUGUCUUCGUAUGCUAAUAGUGUGAGUGCUUUGAGAACGAGGCCUUGAGGCCUACUCAGCCUAGUCUGUGCCUCCCUGCUGAUCAGUGCCCCUACAGGCCACAGCUGAUCAUCGGAGGCACAGAGGCCUGUCAACUUUGCCCUGUGGUUUUCAGCACAUCCAUGCUGUGGAUGACGAGGUGAUACUUUUCAAACAAUAACUAAGAGGUACAUUGUUUUCAGAUGCAUAGAUUAACCUAUAUAAGUGAUUAUUUUAUGGCAGAAACCUCCCACAGACAUACAACGGAUUAGAAUUACUGGUCAGACGAUGACUGAAACACAUAUUUCGAGUCCUUGAGAAUCUCAAUGAUCUUCCUGUUCUGGAUCUUAGAAAAGCAAACAAAUAAAGGCAAAUUUACCAUGUGAGGGUUUAAUUUAUUUCAGUUUACUUUUUCAAAUAUGUCAUCACUCUGUGGAUCUGGAAUCCUGUUAUGGAGAUAUUUUUUUCUCAGAUAAUUCUCAGAAAAUCUACUGCACCCACCCAUUUAGACUUUCUGGCUCCAGUUAUAGAAGUGGCACUGCGGCCACUGUUUCAUGUGAUACCACUGAGUGGCCACCAGGUGGCUGCUAUGUGUGGACAGAACUGCGAUAUCAGGAAGAAAAUAUAUAUACCUUAUAUACCUAUACCUUAUACCCCUUGUCAUACUAUACUGUAUGUCAGAAAGCAAACAGAUGAGCCCUAUUUGGUUUUGAAGCAGAAUUUCAGUGUGAUUAAAAUCAAGUGAGCUUCAAAGGAUAUUUUACUUUAUUGCUGCCUAUUGAUAUGAAACCCACUGACACACUGUAGUUCAUGCAAUAAAUGGCUUCUAUUGCUGAUGUGACACUUUGUGCCAGAUUAAUUGCCUAUAUGUAUUUCAAGGGUAGUCAAUUAAUUAAUGGGUAAUUAUUAUAUUAUCCACAAAGAAUUCCUAGUGGUUAAAAUGGUCAUCUCAGGAGUGGGAGGUUAGUGUUUUAAACCCGUAUUAUGUCUCAUCAAAGACAUAGGGAUAGCUUUGUAAUCUUAUCAUAUCGGGGGGGGGAUUUGAAUUUGAAAUAAUCCGGUCAGAUACAGAACUUUUUGUGUAACCUAAUCAUGCAAGUAGUUUGAUCAGGUGGAGGAAUAUAGGGAAAUAUAAUUUCACUGACCAGUCCUCUCACAACCCAGUUGCAUAGCCUUCACUGCAACAGCUGUUCAUAUCUCGCGUGUUGUUCCAUUAUUAUUUAGCCACCUUAUCAAACUUCAAGAACUGUAGUAUUUCUAGGAAAAAAAACAAACAUUUUCCGUUUGUGUAUUAUAAAUAUUCUAACAUACUAUAUAUAAUAUGUAGUUCUGCAAUGUUUAAGAAAAUUACAUUGUUGGGCAUAAACAUUUCCCGUGCAAUUACAUGUGAUAUUUUUUUUCCUCAAAAACCCUGAGAAAGAUCAAUCUAUGAAUAUAAACUGUUUAACAAAGGACGAUAGGCUUGUGUUUUUUUAGUAAAUACUAUGCAAAUACUAUUUAUCAUGUAUGCAGUCCUGAUGUGUGGAUGAUGAAAAGCAUGGAAUUAUGUGGUGUGUAGAAAGCAGCAGGUGCCACCCAAACAUCAGGAAUCUUCAUCAUCUGAAAGAUAAUCUCAUUGUUGUUGUUGUUGUUGUUGUUGUUGUUUUUUUAGUUUCGUCACACUGCUGCUCCCCAUACUAAUUCAAUGUCGUCCGGAAGGGAGGUUUUGCUGCCAGUAUCAAAAGAUUGGGGUCUGUACUGUGUAUUCGUGAGGUGAUAUGACACAAACAGGACACUAGAGCAGCUAAAAUGAAGCGCAAUUAUCUAGUGUAGUUUAAGAGAUGAAAAACAGACACUUGAAUAGCCUGUUUCCUUUCUUGAAGACAAUGGGCAAGUGCGUGCAUCAUGACCCAUGUGAUUUGUCUUUUGAAGUCAACUUUCAUGGCAGUGAAACUGGUUUGAAGUUGGUUUCCGUUAGCAUGAGGAGAAGGCCUACACAAUCUGCACUCAGUCAUGUAAAUAGAAGAGUGAUUUCCAUCCUCAGAGGCUAGCGAGAGUCUCACAGUACCAUGUCGGGUUCAGCUUCCUCCCCUCCCCCUUGUCUGCAGUGCUGACGCAUCUGCUGCUUGUGCAUCAACCAGCAGCCUGUUUAUAGGCAUACCCAGAGUCCACGUUGAAAACAGGGCUCUAUCUUUUCCCCCUCAGCCUUGCAUUCGGUCUGCAUUGUCACUGCCACUGUUGGAAAAGAGCACUGAUGAACAUCUGUCCUGUGACUGCCGCGAUGCACAGCAGGACAGUCGUCACUGCCAUCUUCUCUCGGCUUCUGCAUUACCUAACCACAGUGACUGCGUAAGCACAGACGAAGGGCUUUGGUGUGAUACAUUAUGCUGCUGCACAGACACAGACUGAGUGCACAAGCAUGAAACAGAUGGUGUAUCGUUAUGCAUUCGAGGUGCAUGUUGUUUCCGCAAGGGCUGCAGAUUAUUUUAAAAAUGUAAAACAUUUUGUGCAAAAGACAAUUUUCUUUUUGAUCAUCAAGAUGGAUGAGGCUUUAGCUGGUGAGGGAUUUAAUACCGUGUGUUUUUGUACAGCAGAGGACGUCUAACUGUGCGCUGAUGCCAGCAAUGCAGCUGAGGGUUUUCCCUGGCUGUAGCAUCGAGUACUGAGGUGAUGUAGCACCCAGCAUCUCUCCGCUCUCCUCGCAUCUCUCUGCCUUGCUUAAUAAAAGUUGCCGCUUCCUGCUCAGUGGCUACAGUGUGAACGCUUCAGUUGCCCAGCUAACACAAAGGCAGACCCAUACUCUGGAUUAGCUACAUGCUGUAGAAUCUGUGAGUUAUCCACACAGCUGGACAGCCAUAGUGGGACAGAAUUGGGACAGUGAGAUGAGGACAGGGUUGUUCUAAUCCAGGACCUGGGCUACAUGGAUAGAAGCAAAGGACAUUGGAGCUGAAGUCAUCUGCACAGAGAGAGGGAGGGAGAGGAAGAAAGACGUCAGAAAAAAGCAACACCAGCGUUCAGCAACCAUCACAGAAAGCAACUACUUUCGCCUUGCUCUCACAAAACUGUUCAUGUAUAGUCGGCUGUAUUGAGGGCUGUACAAAGGGGAUACUGCAUGACAUUGUUUCCUGUUCACCCUGCAUCUUUUUCUCUGAUUUACUAAGAUGACUGUGGUGUGCCCAUGCACUCAGAACCUGAUGGAUAGUGCUCACCCUCACACUGUGCUCAGCAAGCUCAAUGAACAGCGCUCACAAGGCCUCUUUUGUGAUGUCACCAUUGUGGUGGAGGAUGUUAAAUUUCGGGCCCACAAGAACAUACUGGCAGCCUGCAGUGGUUACUUCAGGAACGCCCUGACAGCUUCUGAAACAUGGAGCUCAGGCCAAGUGCUGGAGCUGAUGGACCUGAAGUCAGAUGUGUUUGCCAGCAUCCUGAACUUCAUCUACUGCUCAAAGGUGAUGUCACCUGUUGCAGAGGACACUGGGAGAUUAGUGGCCGCUGGAAAAAGACUUGGAAUUCCUUUUUUGGAGAAGCUUGCAGAACAAGAGAAACAGAAUGAAUGUGUUAAAUCCAACUCAGGCCUGGUGUUUAACAAAACAAAGAAUGAAGCUUCCAGGCCUGAGGAGGUGGACAGUGCCAGAGGGCCACGCAUCACCAAUGCCUUCUCUAUCACUGAGGUGUGUCCUGGGAAUAAUCUGUUCACCCCCCUGGUUCAAACCAAUGCAGAGAGGCAGUCCCCAGAUGAAGGACAGCUUCCAUCUAGUUGCCCUACAACGUCCUGCCUCAGUGGGAACAAUGAGACCACACACGCUCUCUCAGAGCACUCGUAUGCAGUCAGCAAAUCUACUGAAAGCAAAGAUAGCAGUCAGUCAGAAAACAAGAAGCCAGCAAUCUCACAGCCAAAGCAGCUCAUUAACAGGAACACAGGCCCACUUAAAAAGCGACACAGGCUGAGAGGCAUUUUGGGCAGAACAAUACUUCCAACAUCAGCGGAAUCACACACAGACAAACCAAAUAACGUAGCACUUACAUUAACUGAUAGUGUUACUGAAGAACCUGCUGCAGCCAGGACACCACCUUCACUUGUUUCAGAGGGAGAAAGAGAAAAGAGUGUAGAGCCAGGAGAACCAACAGACACUGACAAUGGUCAAAAAGAGUUAGAGCCACCAACCCUUUCCCCUCACACAGAAGACAGCAUCUCAAUCUAUGGCUGCGAGCACUGUCCGGAGAUAUUUACGAAUAAAGCUCUUCUCACAGUUCACUCAGAAGUACAUACAAAGCGUUUUGUCAGUCAUUUGUUUUGCAAGUUCUGCCACAGGAAGUUCAUUCACCCAAAACGGCUGCGCAACCAUGAGCAGAUCUGUCCUAAGGCUAUAAAAGAGCGACAAAAACUCGAGACUCCAGGCAUACCAGUCAAAGAGGUGGACAUUCAUUUGGAUGACAUGGAUGACAUACCAGACAUGGAGAGCAUCGGGAUACAGCUUCCCCCUGCUGACCUCUCCACCCCCUCUAGCCCAGAGCCCCUUCAAAUGGACCAUUUAGAGCCCCCACAGGGAGCAAAGGCAGUGCGGCCAGGGGGCAGUCAGAGGAGAUACAACUGUAGUGUGUGUAAGAGGGUCUAUGUCACUCUAUCCAGUCUGAAGCGGCAUGAGAAUGUACAUUCCUGGCAGAGGGCCUAUCCCUGUCAUUAUUGUAAUAAAGUGUUUGCCUUGGCAGAGUACCGAACGAAGCAUGAAAUAUGGCAUACGGGUGAACGACGCUAUCAGUGUAUUUUCUGCCUGGAGACAUUCAUGACAUACUAUAUCUUGAAGAACCAUCAGAAAUCUUUUCACGGCAUUGAUCCCAGUUUAUCUGUUAAGAAAAAGUCUGCCAGUGGUGGGCUGAAAGCCAGUGUUUACCCAAUCAAGCUCUACAGGCUUCUGCCUAUGAAGUUUAGAAAGAGAAAAUACAAGACGUACAGUCAGACUUAUUCAGAGAGCUCUGAUGGAGGCAACCAAGCUGCAGUAGACAGCGACACUCCUCCACUGGAUGAAAACAGACUUGUCAGCCCUGACCCAGUGUCAUUCCCUCUGACAUUCAUGGCAACAACAAAGACAGUGGCCCCUGUCAUUCCACGCAUCAGUUUUGACAAGCUAAGUGACCAAAGCAUUGAUCAAAGUUUGAAUCAUGAAUUGGAAACUGAGGGAGACACAAGAAAAGAGGCUGAGAAAGGAGAUUCCACCAUCACUGACCACAACAGUACCUUGCUGUUGCAACAUAAUGUGGAGACUCACAAAGACGACCCUCCAGUGCUAAUGAACUCAGAGUACGUUGGUCAUAAUGUGCCGUUCUUAAACUCUUUAAAAGCUGUAAAAAAGUUAGGUGAACUGUCAGCUUCUGCAAAAAGAGUUGAGGAUAUGACUAAGGAGAUACUUCAGUCAAGAACAGAGAAUCUAGUGCGUGACAAAAUGGGGAGGUCAAAGACUGAAACGUAUAUUGCUAAACCUGCAUGUCCGGGGCCAUCUGUGGAUGGUGAUGCCAUGCCACUCUGUCAGAUAACAGUAAAAAUAGGCAACGAAGCCAUCAUUCGGCGCCAAAUCAAAGGAUCCAAGCUUUUCCCCCGAAAGAAAAGGAGAGUUCGAGAUGUGAGUGAGCAGGAGAGCCAAAGUCAGUGUCCUCCGAUGACAGGAAGCUCAGAGAGCCCCAGAUUCCGCCUCAGACAAGAAGUUACCUCCUCCACUGAGCAGCAGGUGUACGAUGACCCCAAUGACUGUGACACUGCUGAUGUACUUUGGCGUCCCUACUAUUCCUACAAAGCUAAAAAGAAGCGGAAGAGGUUGAGAUUCAAGCACAGAAAUGCUUUGUUUCACCAGUUUUCUGACACAACUGUAGAUCGAGCUGCAGCCACUGAGGCCCACCUUGACAAGAGCAGCUGGAUGACUGAGAAGAACCUCUCGGGUGGUAGUGCAGAGGUAAAGCGCAGUCUUAGUAGGAACUGCAGCCCGAGGGCCUCCUACAACUGUGACAUCUGUGACAGCUCUUUUAUCACAGAGACCGGUCUGAGAGCUCACAUAGUUGGCUCGCACCCAUGUUUUUGCCGGACCUGCGGUAAACAAGGUCCCCCAGGUGAGGCGCCUGCUGGUGGUGAUUACAUCUGCAACAGCUGUAUGGAAAGUGGUUCCUGCUUUGACAACAUACCACGAAGCCCCAACCCAGAGAAAAAGUAUCGUUGCUCCUUCUGUCCCCAGCGCUUCCUCUACCUUGCCACCAAGAGAAGUCAUGAGAAAAAACACCAAGAGACAAACGAGGAAGGAUUUGAUUGUAACAACUUUACACCAUCUUCUAAAUACCUGAGUGAAGACAUAAAGCAGGACACCAUCAAAACAGAGGACAGCAACACUCAAGGGGACACUGAAGUAAAAAGUGAAAUGGAGGAUGGACUUUUUUCCAUUGAUAAAAUGAACCCUAAAAUCGAGGAUACAACUGACUUUAUGUCUUUAAAUUCAUACCAGGACAUGUCAUAUUCCAACAUAAAAACCCCAUUAUCACCCUGCAGUGACCCACUGCUUCCCCAUGCAUCAUCAAAAGUAAAACAUAAAAUGGCAAAAAAAAGCAUCAAUACUCAACCUUCUAUGCAUCUCAUCCCAAAAAAGGCAGCCUGCAUGAGAGACAACGAUAGAAACAAGGAUAAUGUGAUGGGACCAAGAACCAACAGUCACAGCCAACUGUUCAGGAAAAAUGACUCAGAGACUAAAGGCCAUGUUUCUGUACACAGGUCAGAUAAAUGGGUCUGCAAAGAGGAGCCAUUUUUCUAAAGAUUGUUGAGGGCAGUGUUCAACUAUCAGCAAAAGAGAAAGUGAAUGAAAUGUGAUUUGGAAGCCACUGCACCUUUAGUUAGGAAUUGUAAAAUGUGUUAGGUUGUAUUUGCAGCCAAGCAAAUAUUUCAAAUGGACAUCACCGGACAUGAUGAGGACGUCAUGUCAGUGGAUUCUAUGAUUUCUUCCCUCCUACACUCAAACUACUGAGUGGUUUUUUUCCACCUUUGUAGAAGAUGUUUCUUCAUUUAUGUAUCUUCUGACAGAGACUGUGCUUUGUCCAUUGUCUAUGCAUAUAAGGCAGAUCCAGUGACAACCUCUUGAAAGCAAAUGAUGUGCAAUUUCAGAACAGGGACGGGAUGCACUGGAAAGCUGUCCAGUGUGGUGACAUUUUCACAUUUUAAAAUAAGUAAAACAAUAAGAACCUUUGUCACAUCUCUGAAUCUGCCACUGAACUAACUGGGCAUGGUGAGUUGCACUUUAUAGAGUGACUAUGCUAAUAUGUUCGUACAAUACUUUGAUAAUUACAUUUCACUUCCAAGCACCAUUGAUAGACUUCUACUUUCUAAUGAACACAAUGAUGACAUCAUUGAGCUACUCAUUUUUGUGUGUUAAACAUGUAUAAAACUUGUAAAAGACAAAUUAUUUAAAUAAAUGUUGAUAUGCUACAGA
Molecule: messenger RNA, 7478 nt
Organism: Solea senegalensis (Senegalese sole)
Lineage: Eukaryota; Metazoa; Chordata; Actinopteri; Pleuronectiformes; Soleidae
Gene: zbtb38
Product: zinc finger and BTB domain containing 38
Exons: 2
Coding region: 3180-6806 (1208 amino acids)
Biological process (GO): regulation of immune system process; regulation of cytokine production; negative regulation of transcription by RNA polymerase II
Molecular function (GO): protein binding
Source: RefSeq, a predicted model, not a curated record